Cotesia congregata is the source of this 1992-nucleotide messenger RNA. NCBI's taxonomy places the organism in Eukaryota, Metazoa, Arthropoda, Insecta, Hymenoptera, Braconidae. The record is from the annotation of a GenBank genome assembly.
AUGAGUGAUUUAAUAACUAAGAAGGAGCUGUUGGAGAAGUUAUGCAAAAAAAUUCAAGUCAAAAUACCUGAGUUGUUUAAAAUCUGGCGUCAGUGUGGUUAUGAUGAGAGAAUGAUAUCCGAGUAUAGCAAAAAUGUAGAUGAUCAUAUAGAGGACUUAUUAGUUGAUAUGAUAAGUGAAGCCGAAAGCCGAAAGUGUGCAAUAAUUCGUGAGAUCAAAAUAAUCAGUAAAAAAAUUAAAGCUAUGGAAGUGGAACUGGAUAUAGAUGAGUCAGAUCGUGAUAAUCCUCCUACGGAACCGUUGAUUGAAGUUGUAGCAAGUUUACAGAGAAAAUUAAAGCACUUGGAGGAGAUAAAAGAUAAGCGUAUCUCUCAGGCAGAUAAAUUGAUCGAAAGAGAGACCAAGGUUUGUGAAGCAUUGGGAGUUCAACGUUUGGGUCUGGUUAAAAAUGUACCAAGUGAGGAGGAGUUGAUGCAGUUUGAGUCAAAGUUAGCUAAGCAAGAGGCUGAAUUAAUUGCACAUAAAACGACUUUCAAAGAAACGCGGCUCGCUAUUAUGGCUAUGAUGAACGAGAUGUCUCACGUACCAACACAUGAAUUUGAAAACUUAGUUUGUGUUGAUUACGAAAAUUUCAUUUUCUCCACAAGCAAUAUGAGAAAAUUACGGGAGUUGCACAGUGACAUCGAAGAGCAGCUCAGGGCAGCUAAAGAAGAUGCCAAAAAUAAACGUCAAGAACUGAUUAAACUCUGGAAAUUUUUGGAUAUUCCAGAAAAAAAAUGCCGAGAAUUUCUUGCCGUCCAUUCGGGUUAUGAUAUUCCUACUCUUAAUGCUUUACAAAAAGAAAUAAAGCGAAUGCAAGAAUUGCGCUUAGAAAAUAUUUCAAAGUUUAUUGUGAAAUUGCGCGAAGAUCUCCAGCAUUGGUGGGAGGUCUGCAAACUGAGUCAGGAAGAACGUGAUGAGUUCCGAUUUUUCAACUCACAAAUUUACACCGAAGACAUGUUAAAGAUUCACGAAAUCGAGUUAGAAAGACUUCGACACCACUAUGAAGAGAAUAAAAAAAUUUUUGAUUUAUUAGAAAAGUGGGAAGAGACGUGGGGUCAGAUGAAAGAAAUUCAACGCCGUUCUGAAGAUCCAGAUCGUUUUCACAAUCGUGGAGGUCAACUGCUUGCGGAUGAAAAAAUUCGCAAAGCCUGUAACAAGAACUUGCCAAAACUUGUUAAUCAAUUAAAGGAAAUGACAGAUGAGUAUGAAAAAAAACACCGCAAACUGUUUAGAGUUUAUGGAUUGACAAUAGACCAGUACAUAGAACAAGAAUACGAAAACCAGAAAGUUGAACUGGAAAAGCUGAAAGUUGAAACGGCUAAAGCGAAAGACGAGAAAAAUAAUUUGAAAAAGACACCAUUGAGUGCCUCCAGAAGAACACCUCGCACUGGUCUAAGUGUGUCUCGCCGAACACCUGGUGUCCUCAGCACAUCCCGUCGUACGCCAGUUUCAGCCAAAAACUUGCGCUCAAACACAUCGAUUAAGCGUAAAUUGUCAGAUCACUCGCCUUUUACUCGAGUAACAAAGCCUCGCAUGACGUCGAACAGCGAGAAUGUCCGACCAGCCAAAGUGGCGAGAAAGCUUAUCUCAGACAACAGCAAUAAAAGUAUGGGGAAAUCUCCCAGGAAGUCGCCAAGAAGAAAUCUCACCACCACAAACAAAGUCAUAAAUAUUGGCGACUCAACAAACAGCAUGGAUAAAUAUGAACAAUUUCAAGAACAUUUGGAGCAAAGGGAAGAUCUCAGAAGUACACUUUUGAUGGAAACUAGUGAACCUCGUAAAGUUAAACGACAACCUGCAACACCGAUCAAGCCAUCGCGUAAACACUCCCCGAAUACUCCGGCUGUUACUCCUGGUAAUAGAGAUCUGGCUACUAAGUUAACCAGCACACCGCGUACACCACGUCUUACUCCAGCACCUAGUAUGAGGAAUAUGGAAAAUAAUUUCUAG